Molecule: messenger RNA, 6523 nt
Organism: Ixodes scapularis (black-legged tick)
Lineage: Eukaryota; Metazoa; Arthropoda; Arachnida; Ixodida; Ixodidae
Product: hemicentin-2
Exons: 12
Coding region: 1-2217 (738 amino acids)
Biological process (GO): DNA integration
Molecular function (GO): nucleic acid binding
Source: RefSeq, a predicted model, not a curated record
AUGAACCGCUGGAUCCCACGCUUUGAGGUGCCCGAAGUUAUAAUCACAGACCAAACCAGAGGAUUCGCUGAGAAACGAACUACAGCACUCUAUUGUCGACUCGGCAUUUCUCACAUCAACACGGCUCCGUUCGGGCCAAAACCUAAUGGUCUUGUGGAGAGAUUGGUUGGAACACUGAAGCAAAUGUUACGCAAGGUCGUCGGACACGGUCGCGACUGGAGCAAGGUGCUGAAUGCUGCUACACUUGCGAUAAACGUCACUGAGUACAAGCAAAGCGAUCGGAGUCCCUUCUGGCUUUUGCACGGCUACAACCCGAAAGAGAUUAACAUCAACUUAGUGGUAGCAGAGAUCACGGAGAGUGAAAGGCUUCACGAGCUCGCAAGGGGUCACACGAGUACCAGAUCUAGCCUGGAAGACAGCCAAGGGUACUUGAAACUUCGAUACAAGAGAGAGAAUCAAACUCCUCGAUUCAGCGCUGGCGACAGCGUUCUUGAGAUUGACGCGGACCAUCGUGUGGCGCCAUCUUGGAGGGAGCGGCUGCACUUCUCGGUGUCUCGAGCCACGCUGUCGCUGGCAGCUGUGACGUCGAAAGACGACGGCCUCUACUUGUGCCAGGUGCAGUUCCCUGCAGCGCGAGAGAGGACUUCCAACGUAAGACUCCUGGUGGUCGUGACUCCGGCGCAAGUCCGCAUCAAAGGGUCGAGAAGCCCGGUGUCGGCGGACGUGGAAGCUGUCGUCGAGUGCGAGACAACCGGUUCCCAGCCGGCGGCGGACGUCUCCUGGAGUUUAGAGAACGUGGCGCUCCGAGACGCUCAAGUGCUGGCCCGAGGAGCAAACGGCACGGCGAGCCUGCUUCGCUGGACACCGCGACCGGAGGACGACGGGCGUCGGCUCAUCUGCCGAGCCGUGAAUAACCGCUUCCCACAAGACGUCAUCGAGGACGUCUGGCUCCUCGACGUUCACUACAAGCCUCGGACUGAGCUCCGGCUCGGCAGUGGUCUGGAUCCCUGGGGAGUCCAGGAGGGCCACGACGUGUACUUCGAGUGCUCGGUGCAGGCCAAUCCGGCCGUGCACGAAGUCUCGUGGAGUCUGGACGGGCGUCGACUCACGGGUGCCAGGCUCAUCGUGAGCAACCUGUCGCUCGCCUUGCGACAGGUGACGCGCCACCAGGCCGGACAAUACCGCUGUGCGGCCCACAACUCGGCGGGGCACGCGGUCAGCAACGCCGUUCCACUGCGGGUCAAACACGCACCCGUGUGUGAACGGGAAGACAACGCUCUGUUCCUGGCAGCACUGGAUCAAGAAGUAGAUCUGCCAUGCAACAUGCUGGCCGAACCGCCACAGGUGGCCUUUUCAUGGACUCUGAACGGGUCACUGGGCCGACGGGACCUUGGAAACUUCCAGUCUGCGGGCUUGCGAUCAACGCUCAAGUUCCGACCUCGGUCCGAGGCUGACUACGGCAUGCUUGAGUGCUCUGCCAGUAACUCGGUCGGCGUAGCAACCAGGCCAUGUGUCUUUCACUUGCUCAGGCCUCCCGGUAACGCCUGGCUGUCUCAGACAUGGUACAACUGCAGUGUAUGGAAUGCCACAUCUUCUGCAGUACAAGUGGUCUGCCAGCGCGGAGCUCUUCCUGUGACUGCUGACCGAGAUGCUUCUGCCGGAAACGACCAGUCGGAGGACGAACCACGACUGACACUUGAACUACUGCGGCCGCCCACUGCCGGAGCCAAUGCUAGCCGAACCAGUGCCACCUGGAGCCGGGCACAAGCCGGAAGGCGAUCCCUCUGGUUGCGUGGAUUGGCUCCGGAUUCACCACUUGAACUGCUCGUCUUUGCUGACAGUGCCAGGGGACGAAGCCAACUGGCAGCCCUGCGUGCUCAUACGCUACCUGAAGUGCAGUCGACAAGCAGCGAGCAUGCGCAAGAACGGAGGACUCAGCAGAGGCUUUUGCCAGAAAAGAUGAGAGAGUCUUUACCCAAAGCAAGCGAAGAGCCUUCCUGCUGCCCUCCCUUCGUGACCCUCGCCUGCGCGGUCACGGCAGCCAUAUUGGUGGCACUCCCAGCUGCAGUCCUCAUCGGAAUCCGGCUGCGAGCACGACACCGUUUGGCAAAUUUACGCUGUGAUGAGCCGGAGACACAGAAGAGCGACGGAAGUCCCUCCCCGAAGCCAGGGAGAAGGAGACGAUCUGCUGAAAUCUACCUUCCUGAAGUGAAGUGACAAACCGACGAAAGACUUGCAUCAGCAUAAUCACAAAUCCAGGAUUGUUGUUGCAUCAUCGUUCACUUUCCGAGUGGUUGGUGUCGACAUAAGUGGUAUUUUCUUUACGACAUUGCUGUGGAAACAGUGAAGUGCUACCGCAAGCACAAGUCAUUGUCCCACAAGAGACUCCAACUAAACCGGUCAUAAUUCCGAGUGUGAGGCUGUGACCACCAACUCUUAUCUUUCCAACUGUGACAGCACCGGUCAUAAUUCCGAGUGUGAUGUGACCACCAACUCUUAUCUUCCCAACUGUGGCGGCACCUUUGACUCAAUCUCUGCGGAAGUGUCAUUGAUGCCUUCUGGCCCAGUGUGUUGUAAUUCAUGAGGUUUUUUUCGUUUUCUUUUUGUGUUACUAGUCAUUUUUAUUACAAUCAAGUUUUCAAGAUUGCAAAAGCUGUUUUGUUUUUUGUGUACUUAAGAACUCUUUGCUGUAUGAACAAUCUAGGCAAUAGAAUUGAUUGAAUAAUGUUUCAACCAAGACUUACAGGCCAGCUUGAGCAAUAUGACUGAAGAAGCCCAAAAGAUGCGGAAAAGAUAUUGAGCGUAAAGGUCAAGAGCAUGGUUUUUGUUCCCUCAUUCUUAAUAAUGUUCAUUAUUGAGGUUUUAAUUCCACAAAUGUCUUGGAAGUGCAGUUGGCCAAAGUUUGAGUGGUGACAUCUCCGCAGUGUACUUCGCUGCGACACGCAGCAAAGUUAAUUUCCGUCCAUUGAUUGUUGUGCGUAGUACUUUGUUAGUUGGCUGCUUCCUAGCAGCAUCCGAGACUGGCACAUAAACUGGGUGACUACCGGAAAGUUCCGAGAGAACGCUCGCCCCCGAGAGAUCGCCCAUCCCGUUUUUCUGGCUAAAUAUCUAACAUAAAAUUUCCGAAACAUAGCCUAUCCCCCGAUUUUUGUCAGACGUCACGUAAUAUCUGACGGGAAUGGCAUCUGCCACGCGAUCUGCUGUACGAGUACGUCUGAUAUGAGAGUUCGUAGCGGGUUCCCGCGUUUUUGUCCGCAAUCUGCGCGCGCGUGAUAUCGACUCCCGUAACAUGCGAGUUCCCGCGUGUAAAUUGCAUCGUGAAAUGCUAAUCUGCUGCAUCCGCUAUUUGCGGUAUUUGUUCCCGUGAGAUGAGAGUUCUCGGCGGGUUUCCGCAGGUCCUGCGCACGGUAAAACGCGAAUCUGCUGCGUCCGCAACCUGCGGUAUCCUUUCCCGUGACACAGGAGUUCGUAGCGAAUUCCCGUGUGUUUAUCGCAUCGUGAAAACGCGAAUUUGCGGUGUUCGCAAUCUGGAGUAUCAGUUCCCGCGUCACGUGGUUUGUAGCGGAUGCCCGGUGUUUAUGAUUAAUUUUUUAUUAAGUUUUGCUGUGGCGUCCCCAAAGAUAGCCCACCCCAUGUUUUUCACCAUUUAUCUCUUAAUUUUGGUUGGGCGUUCUUUCGGAACUUUAGAAUAGUCUGUCAGUGGCCAAGUGCAUUUUGCUGCUCUUAUCCAAGGAGUGUUCAUCUUGGUGUGUGUCAUUAUGCUUGUGUGGUAUGAGGUGGGAAAGCAGCGAGGGGAAUGGCAUCAUCCACAUCGACGUAAUGUUUUUGGAGUAUAGACUCUGGUGGCAAAUGAAAUGAACAAGUUCACUGACUGAUUGCUUGCGGCAAUAUUGAUGCCAGUGAAGUUGGCCAAAAUGCAGGGUUCCCUACACAAACACCUGACCAUCUGUUAAUCAUUGUGAAAGUAAGGUAACUGCUCAGUUUGCAUUACUCUGAAGCAUCAUUUCUUGUCGGCUACAACUGUACUGUUCUCACUGCCUGUGUGGCUCACUGGCCUUUUUGCUCUCUAAAAUGAAUUUACCCCUUUAUCUAUGAAGCUGCACAAAGUGGGGUUACCUCGAGGCCAGUUUGUACCAACUGACAGCGUGUAAAAACUUGGGGGCUUCGGUGCUCUGUGGAUAUCCAUGACUUCCCUUGCAAUCCAUAGUGUAAGUCACGCAUUCCAGUUGUCAACUGAAAAGGAUUUGUUUUUAAAACUUGUACCUGAAAUUAGAUGGGCAAUGUUUCUCUGAAGAAUAGUUUUCAGCCGAAUGCGAGAUUAGUAAUCUAAAUUUAAUUGCUUGACCAUGACCUAAAAAUUGUCUCCUACCUCAACUUGAUAAUACUUCCCUUAAGGGGAUUUGUCACUUGAAUGUUUUUCUUCAAAUUUACGAUUUGCACAGUUCUUGAAUGAGCCAAUGGGUUUUAUCGACAUGGGUUUCAUUUGAACCACAAUGUGAAAAACGAGUUUUUGCCAAGUAAAAGAGUUAAGUUCUCCCUCUGUUUUUUCCACUUUUAUUUUCAAGCGUUAUGCAACAAAUGUUUCAGAAAAUUCAUUGUUUGUCGCACCAAAUAUGAAUUGAUUUUUAUAGGUCAGUUCUAUUAUGGAGAUAUGUUGAAGGAUCUGGCAAUACGGAUGAAAUUCUAAUACAAAUGAAUGAUUGUUUUUGCCUGUGAAAUCAUUUAAAGUGAAGGAGGGGAUUCAAGUGCAUGACACUCUUGUUGCCCAUAGCCACAUGUAAUGUCAGCAACUAGUGUCAUAUCUAUAAGAUUCUCUGCAUAAGUUUCGAUUUUGAUGGUUUUUGUAGUAUUAUUGGGCUAUAUUUUGUGAAAAGAUUGUUAUCUUAAAAAUUCCGAAAAACAUUUCGUCAUGAUGUCAAUUGUAAGACUGCUGAACAUGUUUCAUCAAUCUAGUAAGUCAAAUGAAAAAGGGUGCCCUAGAAAGUUAAAAAAAAUUGAAAAUCAUUAAAUUAUUUUUUACAUUGCAUUUUGAGAAACUAAGCAUUGAAGCUCUGGAAAGAAAUAACUUGAAUGUGUCAUUUUACUUUUACAAUGUUUUCAUUGUGGAAUAAUAUUCACAACGUAUGGUCAAAAGCAGGCUUGUGGAUCACAUAAUGUUUGCAGAGCUCUGCAAUUUAGAUUAUUUUGUUGAAUUCUUGUGAAAUGAGACUACAUUCAGAAGAGACACUUUCGGAACGUGUCUAAUUAAGACUUCCUGAGCAAUUUUGGGACUUUAAAAAUUAUUCUGACAUUGUAUAUUUUGCUUACAUUGAAAUCGGUUACCAGAUGGGCGCAAGCAAACGGAUGUGAAACGUUUGAUUGUUUGCUUUUUUUGUUGUAGCAGUGGCAUGAAACAGUAAUGGGAAAAUAAACAUAUAGGCGCUUUAAGCACGCGCCAGAUUGAGCCGCCGUAGCCGACCUUCUUCUCUUACCGAUAUGCUGAGCCACUGACUGAAGCGGGCGUUGACGAGCCUCCACAAAUGCGUACGUUGGGGACAAGGACACAGUAGCACCUAAAGUGACAAUAACCUGUUCUGCUGUGGCAACGAUGAAGUGAAGCGAACGGAAUAAGAGGAAACAAAAACUCGAGGUCGGUUAUGGCGGCGCCCAUGCACAGCUGCCUAAAAGUGUCUAUACUCCAUCUCGCAAGUUGUGUGCACUUGCAAUAUGCUGCUUGCAAUAGCAGUCAUGCAAAGGAAGCUCUCUCAGGUCUCCCACCCGCGCGUGUUCUUUUCAGGAUGUUGUGCAAGACUUUUGAGAUGGUCUUUUGGGAUUCUCUUGUCGCAGGAAAUGGUACAUACAUGAACAAAUAUUUUUUUUUUUCGGUAUUGCACGGACAGAACUGUCCUUGGAAUCUGUCACAUCUCUUCAUCAUGUCAUUUGAGCUUGGGUUGUCUAUAGUUUUACUGUGCUUAUGCGUCUUAUUAAUAAGAAUCAAAAAGCUUUUUUUUUUUUUUUAUUAUAAGGCUUGAAUUUUAGUUCUUGGUUUUCUCUAAGAGCUGAGCUUAAGGCACGUGGUUGAACGCUAGAGGUUCAGGGUAAAACAGUCAUGGCUGCCCUUGACUACGGUCAAAUAAAUUCGUGGCAUAUCUUCAAUGGAAAAUUUACAUAAGCAGAACCUUCCAAGUUCUUAGACUAAUAUGUUGGGAAUUGAUAGAUAUGUCAAUGCUUUGAAACAUCCGACGAGUCUAGUUUUUAAUCGUUGCAUGAGGCGUCUGUGCACAUUUGCCUAUGCUUCUCGUGCUGGCAUCUAACGGUAAAAAUUGAAUAUUUGUAGAAAGGGCUUGUUUUACCUUAAAAUUGCAGAGAACAAGGUUGUUGAGGAGAACAGUGAGUAUCCUUUUAUUUUGCUUCUCAUCAUGCCUUUGACUACUUUAGACUACUUGGGGGAAGUAGUAGGGAUUGGAAAGGUUAUGGUAGGGCAUAUGCGAUGCAUAUUUAAUUACAAACUCGAAACAGAUCCACAACGCAAAUGGUAUUGCAG